CCCAAUCGAAUUUUGGAUUGGUCUCAUUUUUGGUUGCGAUUUAUUUAUUAGUAAAAAAUAAUAAUAAAAGGUCAUAAUUGUGUCGUCGGAAUAUCAAAGCUGCAGUCUUCAACCAAAUCCGUUUUCUCCAGCAGAUUCAUAGUUUCUCUAUCUACAGUGAUCGAUUUUUGCCCUAAAUGAAUCCAUGAUUUGGAGAUCGCAUUAGAGUAGAGCUGUUGGCUUCCACUAAAUUGUGUAGAGAGGAGCCUCGUUUGAAUCACCUUCAACAUGGCCUCCAGUAGCCAGAAUGGAAUUCAACUCUUGCUAGCUGCAGAACAAGAGGCUCAGCACAUUGUCAAUGCUGCUCGAACUGCCAAACAAGCCAGACUUAAACAGGCAAAAGAGGAGGCCGAGAAGGAAAUUGCUGAAUUCCGUGCUCAAAUGGAGGCUGAAUAUCAAAGUAAAGUCGCUGAGAGCAGUGGAGACUCGGGUGCUAAUGUGAAGCGCCUUGAAGCAGAAACGGAUGGAAAGAUCCACCACCUGAAGGAAGAAGCUUCCAGAAUCUCCCCUGAUGUUGUCUCCAUGCUUCUGAGGCAAGUGACUACAGUAAAGAACUAGGUCUUGGUUGAGCUGCGGCUACGUUGUCCUGUGCUGACCCUGAUACCGCGGAAUAUAUGUUGGUUCGACUUGUUAUUUGCUAUUGUUUUAUUUGGUGUUCCUCAAUCUGAUUCCUUGUUAUCGAAUAAAGCCGCGAGAGUUUGUGUAUAUUUUGUUGUUGAGAAUCAACUCUGUAACUCACCUUCAAAAUUUGUGCACUUGACUUCCUUUCCCUUGAGGUAUUUCAAGCUUCAUGCUAAAUUAUUAUGAGUAAAUAGAUAUUUGAAA
This is a messenger RNA of Salvia splendens (bonfire salvia), 864 nucleotides long. Its product is annotated as V-type proton ATPase subunit G 1. The record is from RefSeq and is a predicted model, not a curated record. Gene Ontology annotation, molecular function: ATP hydrolysis activity; proton-transporting ATPase activity, rotational mechanism. Gene Ontology annotation, cellular component: vacuolar proton-transporting V-type ATPase, V1 domain; vacuolar proton-transporting V-type ATPase complex. The transcript is spliced from 5 exons. Gene Ontology annotation, biological process: proton transmembrane transport. The coding region runs from base 268 to 597 and encodes 109 amino acids. Lineage: Eukaryota; Viridiplantae; Streptophyta; Magnoliopsida; Lamiales; Lamiaceae.